AUGAAACUCUGGAUUAUUUUGCUGGCUGUUGCAGUCAGCACAGAAGAAAUGCCAAGACAGAACAGCUGUGUUGACAGAUAUCCUGGCAUUCCUGGGAACCCUGGACACAAUGGCUUACCAGGACGAGAUGGACGAGAUGGAACAAAGGGUGAAAAAGGAGACACAGGCGACCCAGGAAAUCCGGGAAUGUCAGGCCGAGAUGGCAUCAAUGGAAAUAAAGGAGAAUCAGGGGCUGACGGCAGAGUUGAAGAAAAAGGGAACAAAGGUGAUAAAGGAGAGCGAGGCUGGCCUGGGAAAUUCGGGCCAAAAGGAAUUCCUGGACCGGUCGGGGAUAAAGGUCAACAGGGGGAGCUAGGACCACAGGGAAGGAAGGGGAUAAAAGGGGACCUUGGACCAAUUGGCCCCAAAGGACAAAAAGGUGAAAUUGGAAUUCAAGGUGAAAUAGGAUUAAGGGGGCCCAUCGGUCCAAAAGGCCACGUGGGUCCUAAAGGAGAGAUAGGGGCCCCCGGACCAAAGGGCAGUAAAGGCAAUCAGGGAGAAAGGGGUUGGAAGGGAGCACAGGGAGAAAAAGGGAAUCUUGGCAGUACCCCAGUUAUUGCCAGAAGCGCUUUCAGUGUGGGCCUUACCGCUAAAUUUCCUCCACUCAAUGUUCCCAUCAAAUUUGAUAAAGUCUUAUACAACAGCUUCGACCAUUAUAGUACCGAAACCGGAGUGUUCACCUGCCAAAUCCCUGGGGUCUAUUAUUUUACCUACCACAUCACUGUUUUUUCAAGAAAUAUGAGGGUAGCUCUAGUUAAAAACGAGCACAGGAUGCUCCACACUGCAGACAUGUACCAAGGGGCCGAAGACCAAGCAUCUGGAGGAAUCGUCCUGGAACUUCAGAAAGGGGAUCGGAUAUGGCUGCAGUCUUAUGGAGGAGAAACUUUCAAUGGAUUGUUUGCAGAUCCAGAUGAUGACACCGUCUUCAGCGGCUUUCUUCUAUUUAGUACCUCAGAAGCACCAGCAUCUAUGGCCUCCAGCACAUAAACUGCUUGCUUGGUUUUGAAUAUGUCAAUUAUAUGGCACAGCUUAGU
This is a messenger RNA of Notechis scutatus (mainland tiger snake), 1073 nucleotides long. RefSeq lists its product as uncharacterized. NCBI's taxonomy places the organism in Eukaryota, Metazoa, Chordata, Lepidosauria, Squamata, Elapidae. Gene Ontology annotation, molecular function: protein binding. The record is from RefSeq and is a predicted model, not a curated record.